Messenger RNA from Exophiala bonariae, 570 nucleotides. It is a transcript of the gene GRX5, whose product is annotated as monothiol glutaredoxin grx5. Lineage: Eukaryota; Fungi; Ascomycota; Eurotiomycetes; Chaetothyriales; Herpotrichiellaceae. The coding region runs from base 1 to 570 and encodes 189 amino acids. The transcript is spliced from 3 exons. Gene Ontology annotation, cellular component: mitochondrial matrix. The record is from RefSeq and is a predicted model, not a curated record.
AUGUUACAGCGAGCAAUAAAAACACCGGCCCUUCGUGGUCUUCUCUCUUCUCUCCGGCCCGCCGCCACUCACUCAAGCUUACAGCCACUCAUCAAUUCACAACUUUCGCAGACGCGGUUAUUGUCUACAGAAGUACGCGCUGCUAUCGACAAGGCUGUAGCAUCAGCUCCCGUGGUGCUGUUCAUGAAGGGAACUCCCGAAACGCCACAGUGUGGCUUCAGUCGCACCACCAUUCAAAUACUGGGCCUGCAAGGUGUAGAUCCAUCCAAGUUCACAGCCUUCAAUGUGUUGGAAGACGAAGAACUAAGGAGUGGUAUCAAAGAGUUCUCCGACUGGCCUACCAUCCCACAACUCUAUGUCGACAAAGAAUUCGUCGGCGGCUGCGACAUCCUGAUCAACAUGCACAAAGACGGCAGUUUGGCGGAUCUUUUGGCGGAGAAGAAGGUGAUUGUGGAAGAAGAUGCCGAACAAACAGACGAUGUCGAGGGCCACAAAGCAGAAGAGGUGAGACAGACCACGGAGCAGAGCACCGGCGGCAGGAGUAAAGAUGCAAAAGGUGAGAGCUCGUGA